AUGGCCGGCGCCGCGAGCGCGGCGGCGGUGCAGCGGAGGGUGGUCAGGGUUCUCCUCGUCGAGGACGAGGAGAUCCACAGGGUUCUGGCGAGGGCGCUGCUGAAGUCGGCCGUCGGCGGCGGCGGCGUGGAGCUGGACGAGGCGGGGAACGGCGCCGAGGCCGUGCGGCGCGUGCGGGAGGGCGGCGCCGGCGCCUACGACCUCAUCAUCACCGACAAGCAGAUGCCCGUCAUGGACGGACACGAGGCGACGCUGCAGAUCCGGGGGCUGGGCGUCACGACGCCGAUCGUCGGGCUGUCCAGCGACUGCCGCCCGCCCGACGUCGACGCGUUCUUGGAGGCCGGGGCCGACGACUUCACGCCUAAGCCGCUGUCCAAGGAGAAGCUCAACCGUAUCCUCGUCAAAUUUAAUCUGGCCUAG
This is a messenger RNA of Panicum virgatum (switchgrass), 420 nucleotides long. Its product is annotated as two-component response regulator ORR41-like. Lineage: Eukaryota; Viridiplantae; Streptophyta; Magnoliopsida; Poales; Poaceae. Bases 1 to 420 code for a protein of 139 amino acids. Gene Ontology annotation, biological process: phosphorelay signal transduction system. The record is from RefSeq and is a predicted model, not a curated record. The transcript has 4 exons.